AGCUAGUUUGAGCUGAUGGAAACAUUCUAUCUUUUAUCAGUCAACUGUUGACCCAUAGACUCACUCCACUACCUAUGACUUAAAACUUCAAUUAUAGACUCAUCUCUAAUCUUCUUCUCCAUCCAUUAACCUUUCAAAAAUACCGAUGAUCUGUUUCAUUUGCUUUGUUUUCUCGAUUCUCGUUUCCGUCUCCGGCGGAGGAGGAGAAGAAGCAACGGCGCCAUACAAGCCAGCCGAUGUUUAUCUCAUCAACUGCGGUACAAACUCUUCCACCAUCGACAACAGCGGUCGAACUUGGACGCCGGAGCAGAAGAAAAUUCUUCCGUCGAAUUCAGACAACGCGUCGUUCUCUUCACUUGUAUCAUACAAAGAAUCAAGGCUUCUUCCUCAAGUUCUGUACAUGACCGCUCGGAUUUUCCGAUAUGAUUUUACGUACAGUAUUCCAACCUCUCCCGGCUGGAAAUUCAUCCGGUUACAUUUUUAUCCAGCCAAAUACUUAUACGGACCCGAUUUCGACGAGGAUUUUGACGCCGCCAGUUCCUUCUUCUCCGUAAGUGUAAACUGCUUUACUCUUUUGACGAACUUCAGCGCCGAUUUAACGAUGAAAGCUUCCAAAAAGUCAACUCUUAUCAAAGAGUUUAUCGUUCCCGUUUACCAAUCGCUGAAUCUCACGUUCAGGCCGUCUAAGAAUUCGCUAGCUUUUGUUAACGGUAUCGAGAUUGUCUCCAUGCCUGACCGGUUUUACUCAAAGGGAGGAUUUGACAACAUGAUAACAAACGUCGGUAGCAAUGUUGACUUCGAGAUAGAUAACUCCACGGCUUUCGAGACCGUUUAUCGGGUAAACGUAGGUGGACAAAUGGUGGGCGAAGUCCACGAUUGGGGAAUGUUCCGGCGGUGGCUUUCUGAUGAUGAUGAGUUCCUACAAGGUGGAAUCAAUUCGUACCUACCAGAUGUACUGAUCAACUACACAGAGAAAACUCCAGCAUAUGUUGCGCCAGCGUCCGUGUACGCCACGUGGCGCUCGAUGGGGAACGCCCAAGCCUCUGAACUAAACCUGAAUUUCAACCUGACGUGGCUCUUUACAGUCGAUGCUGGGUUCAAUUACCUCGUGAGGCUUCAUUUCUGUGAGACUCUACAGCAAGUGAAUCAACGCGUCUUCUCCAUCUUCCUUGGAAGUCAGAUGGCUAAGAAAGAGAUGGACGUGAUUGGGUUGAGCGGUGGUUCUCUAAUUCCAAUGUAUCUAGAUUUCAGAGUAUAUGUUGAUUCUGAAAGUGGGCCGAGACCUGAUCUACGACUUGACUUGUAUCCUUUAAAGGAAAUUAAGCCAAUGUAUUAUGACGCUAUUCUGAAUGGUGUAGAGAUUCUCAAGCUUAACACCUCAUACGGUAAUCUGGCCGGACCUAACCCAAAUCCUCCAUUGUCAUCGAACUUAACACAAAACCGUGUAAAGCAGGAGAUGAAAGGUAAGUUUUCACAUCUUCUGGUGAAAAUCUUCAUAGCCGCUGGUUCCGGAAUUGGGCUGGCGACUUUCAUUGUUGUUCUCAUGUUUUCGAUGCGUCAGAUGAAGAGGAAGAAUAAAAAGGAAGAAAGUGUCGUCAUGUUCAAGAAACUACUGAUUAUGUACACUUAUGCAGAAUUAAAGAAAAUUACAAAGUCAUUUUCUUACAUAAUUGGGAAAGGAGGAUUUGGAACUGUUUAUGGGGGAAACCUUAGUAAUGGUCGUAAGGUUGCAGUAAAGGUCUUGAAAGAUUUGAAGGGAAGUGCUGAAGAUUUCAUCAAUGAAGUUGCAAGCAUGAGCCAAACGUCUCAUGUCAACAUUGUUUCUCUUCUUGGUUUCUGCUAUGAAGGAUCUAAAAGAGCGAUUGUGUAUGAGUUUUUGGAGAAUGGGUCUCUCGAUCAGUUCAUCUCUAGAAAUAAGUCAUUGACUCAUGAUGUUACAAUGCUGUAUGGAAUCGCGUUAGGCAUUGCUCGGGGAUUGGAAUACUUGCAUUAUGGCUGCAAAACAAGAAUUGUGCAUUUCGACAUUAAACCUCAGAAUAUCUUGUUAGAUGGCAAUCUUUGUCCUAAAGUCUCAGACUUUGGCCUUGCUAAGCUUUGUGAGAAAAGAGAAAGUGUUCUGUCAUUGAUGGACACGAGAGGAACUAUAGGUUACAUUGCACCUGAGGUCUUCUCAAGAAUGUAUGGCCGAGUCUCCCAUAAGUCAGAUGUGUAUAGCUAUGGAAUGUUGGUCCUCGACAUGAUUGGAGCAAGGAACAAAGAAAUAGUAGCAACUAUUGAUUCCGCCGCUAGUUCGACUUACUUUCCAGAUUGGAUCUAUAAGGAUCUUGAAGAUGGAGAACAAACAUGGAUAUUUGGUGAUGAAAUAACCAAAGAAGAAAAAGAGAUUGCAAGGAAGAUGAUAUUGGUAGGUCUCUGGUGUAUUCAACCAUGCCCAUCAGAUCGUCCACCGAUGAUUAGAGUCGUUGAAAUGAUGGAAGGAAGUUUAGAUGCUCUUGACAUUCCCCCUAAGCCUUCUAUGCAUAUCUCCAAUGAGGUUAUUCCCGAAUCUUCUUCACUUUCUGAUGACGAGGAAGCUGGAUAAAAAGAUUUGUUGAUAUUUACUAGCAUGAAAAUCCUACUCUUGUUGUUUUAUAGAAAUAACUGUAAAAGAAAAAAGAAAAAAGUUUUCAGUGAUUAUUCUUAUAACUUAGUAAUAUACAACUAUGAAUUAAAAA
Molecule: messenger RNA, 2714 nt
Organism: Arabidopsis lyrata subsp. lyrata
Lineage: Eukaryota; Viridiplantae; Streptophyta; Magnoliopsida; Brassicales; Brassicaceae
Product: probable receptor-like protein kinase At5g39030
Exons: 1
Coding region: 146-2581 (811 amino acids)
Biological process (GO): protein phosphorylation
Molecular function (GO): ATP binding; protein kinase activity
Source: RefSeq, a predicted model, not a curated record